Danio aesculapii is the source of this 3064-nucleotide messenger RNA. Its product is annotated as zinc finger protein 300-like. The record is from RefSeq and is a predicted model, not a curated record. Gene Ontology annotation, molecular function: RNA polymerase II cis-regulatory region sequence-specific DNA binding; DNA-binding transcription factor activity, RNA polymerase II-specific. The transcript has 3 exons. The coding region runs from base 105 to 740 and encodes 211 amino acids. Gene Ontology annotation, biological process: regulation of transcription by RNA polymerase II. NCBI's taxonomy places the organism in Eukaryota, Metazoa, Chordata, Actinopteri, Cypriniformes, Danionidae.
AGGCGGCGCCGCUUCAACGCUGGGAUUCAACUGGAGAAAGGAUAAAGUGUCCAAACACAGGGAAAACUCCUGCUGAAGCGACUGAUCUCCACACUGUUAUAAAGAUGGCGUUUAUUAAAGAGGAGAGUGAAGAUGUGAAGAUUGAAGAAACAUUCAGAGUCAAACAGGAAGAUCUGCAGGAACAAACAGACCUGAUGGUGCGGAAAGAAGAGACUCAUCAAUGGAACGAAGUGAAAGAGAAACCCCAAGAAAUAACGACUGAUGAAAAACUCACACAGACUAAAAAGACUUCAUCACACAGAAGACCAUGGAAAUCUAAAUCUAGGUGUAAAACCUACAUGAGAAUUCCCACUGGAAAGUUCACAUGCCAAGAGUGUGGAAAAAGCUUCUGUCAUGCAGGACACUUCGCAGCGCACAUGAGAGUUCACACUGGGGAGAGGCCGUACAUGUGCCAACAGUGUGGAAAAAGCUUCUAUCAUGCAGGAAACUUGGCAGCGCACAUGAGAAUUCACACUGGGGAGAAGCCUUACUCUUGCCCUCAGUGUGGAAAGAGUUUUAAUCUAAAUGGCACCCUUGAAGUCCACAUGAGAACACACACUGGAGAGAGAAGUUUUACUUGCACACAGUGUGGGAAAAGUUUUUCUCAAAAACAAAACCUUCACACCCAGGAGAGGAUCGUUUUAGAUGCAGUGAGUGUGGAAAGGGCUUUAAACAUAAAAGAAGCCUCAGCACUCACAUGAAGCUUCACAAUGGAGAUCAGAGUCCUCAAAAAUGAGGUCUUGUCCACACAAACUGGGGUAUGUUUAAAACAGCAGCUUGUUCAUUUAGUUUGGCUGUUCAUUUACGAGAAGUUUAAUUAUAAACUACUUUCGAGAGGAUCACAUGCUUAUGAUGGUCCUGCAUUAGCUAACACAUGAUUCACCAAUCAGAUAAAUCCUAACUCACUGUAAAUUCCCAGAGUUUUUACCUCAGUUACCUUCGUCUUGAAGAAGCACCUUUCGCAAUUACCGCCUCGAGUCUUUUUGAAUCCAAUGCCACAAGCUUGGCACACCUGUCUUUGAAAAUUUUGCCCAUUCCUCUUUGCAGUACCUCUCAAGCUUUAUCAGGUUGGAUGGGAAUUGACGGUGUACAGCCAUUUUCAGAUCUCUCCAGAGAUGUGCAAUAGGAUUUAGAUCCGGGCUCUGGCAGGGCCACUCAAGGACAUUCACUGAGUUGUCGUGAAGCCACUCCAUUAGCCGCAUUUCCACUGUCAGGCCAGUGCAAGCCAGGGCUUUUAUUGGGCCGAGCCGGGCCAAUCGCCCGGAAGGUAGAGCAGUGAGGCCGAAAUCAUGUUGAGUUUCCACUGUCAGGCAAGUAGCUUGCAGCGCUUCAUGCAAGUCCCACCCCCAGAAAACAAGCAAACGACACGAUACCGUACAGCAGUACAUUAUAUGUCUAUACUGUGUGUUAUUAUUCAUCAUAUUCAUUUACUCACCGACCGACUGUUGGCAUUGAAAAAUCGAGUGGUCUCGCCAGCGCAUGGAGCGCACCAUACAUAAUAUAACACCACAGAAAUUCUCUGUUAAUAACUCGGUAGAAAAUGUAGUUUAUAAAAUCCUUAUUUAGAUAUACGCUGUCAAACAUUCAGCCCAAAUGCUCCAGAGAGCCCUGAAACAUUCAGUUUUCCCUAUAGGCUAUAUGACACUUAAUAGGUGAUUCCCCUUUAUUUUAGGAUGUUGCAUAUUAUUCUGUGAUCUUAAGUAAAGGAAAGUGUUAAGUAUUUCAGCACAUAAGAGCAAGUAAUAAAAUAUAGCCUAUAGUUUGUUGCGCUCAGCAGCUUUUCACUAACAAAGCUCUUCAUGUAUUUAAAGUUUUUCUUUUUUAAAUGUUACCACGUCAUAUAAAAGCAUAAACACUUGUUUGAGGACACAGAACACAUUUUGUAUUUGCAGUUUUCCUCGAUGUGUUUGUCAAGAGGCGCUGCGCAGGACAGAAAAAAAGGUAGCCUAUUUCUGCUUUCACUCACCCAUAAAAUGCUCUGUUUGCACGAUUUGAUUAAUAUCAUCAUAUUUAAAUACUUUAUGUAGUGUUUCAAACCUCCUCCGGUGUUUAUUGUUUUUAGAAAAUAUCUAAAAUCUUUAUUUCAGACAGGCCUUUGUAAAAUGAAAUUUAUAUUUGGCCUAACGGUUUGAUUUAUGUAUUGUAUAUACCUACAUUGUUAUAGCUAGCUUUUGUUUGUUUUAUAUUGGUUUAUAAAAAAUUCACCCCCCUCAGAUAAAACUCCAGAGGAAACGCUGGAUAGCCCGGUAAUGCGACAUUAAUUGUUUUACACUGAAACUUUCCUUCUAAAUGUGCUUUCUUGGUCUUAUCCAUAUUUCUUUGUAUGUUGAACACACGUCGGCCACAACAGGAAAUAAAAAAAAACUGCAACUGCGUUAAUUUUUUUAACACGUUAAAUAUUUCAAAUUAAUUGCAUGCGUUAACACACUAGUUUUGACAGCACUAAUAUAUAUCUGACUACUACUAACCAGCAAUGUUGGUGGGAUGGGAGGGGCAGACUUUUGACUACAAAAACCUGCAUUUAUGAAUGAAGAAUUUGGCAAAGCAUAAAAGGAUGUUAACCAGGUCAUGCUGUAUACAAUUUUAUUUAGUCACACCAAAUUUAACUUGUUUAUAGCAAAAAGGGUUUACAUGGAUAUUGACAGGAGACAUUCUGCCAUGUAUAUGAGCCUAAAAUAACUCCUAAAAUAAAAGCCUAAAAUAAAAAGAGUAUAUACAAUUGUAGAAAAUAUGCUCAGUGUUUUCAAUAUCACUGUUACAACCUUGACAAGAGUUCUCCUCAGUAUCAAAUCUCAGGAAUUCUGAGAUUCUGAGCUGAUUAUUAUGAAGCCUUUGAUUAAGAAUAUUCCUUAAAAACGUAUUAUUAAGCUGGGACUGACAUGAUCAUUGUUUUGAUUUCUAAUUAAGUACUCAAGGAGCUACACACUUAGCUGAAUUAGCUACAUUGAGCAGGACAUUUCUUUCAGUAUACUCUUAAAGAGAUGAAAAUAAAAUUAAUUCUGUCAUUAAUGACGCGUCCUUCACU